GAUCGACCUCCGAUUGUUCAGUUAGUGUUAAUCCCGCCAAAGGGAUUGAUCGAAUUGAAAAGUUUGCUUUAGUAGUGUCUAGCCCACCACCGGCCACGGCAAGGCAGCAGGAUGGUGGCCCGAACCGUACUGAUCACCGUGCUUUGCCUAUUGGCCAGCCCUACCACAUUCGCCACACGGCCUGCCUGGAAGUGGCUCAGUGAACCUUCCGAUUUUACGCUUUCCUUCGAGCCAGAGCCGAGUGACCUGUCGGGUUCGCUACCGGUUCCCAGCCGUCGUCAGGCGGUCGAUGAAUCCUACCGUCUUCCAAACAAUACCUCACCCAUCCACUAUCAUCUCGCGCUUCGGACGGCAAUCCACGAAAACAGUCGCCAGUUCAGUGGCACGGUUAAGAUUUUGUUCGAAGUGCUCGAACCAACGACAGUGGUGACGCUACACAACCGCCGCCUUACGGUACAGCGAGCGUUUCUGCACGAAGAAGCGGCCGGUGGUGGGGCCGGUGCGCAGAUCGAACAGGUGGCCCACAGUACCGCUCCCGACACGGAACAUCUAACGCUUACCGUGUCGCAGCUGCUGCCGGCUGGAUCGCGCUACUACCUUCGCGUCGAGUUUGAGGGUGCGCUACAGAACAACAACAAUAUGGGAUUCUUCGCCUCGUCCUAUCUGGACAACAACGGAAACAGGCGCUAUCUGGCCUCGAGCAAGUUCGAGCCAACGCACGCCCGUUCCGCCUUUCCGUGCUACGACGAGCCGCUCCUGAAGGCAACGUUCGAGCUGGAGCUAACGCACUACAAAGAGUAUAACGCGGUUGCCAACAUGCCAAGGGCCGGUGCGCCCACACCCGAUCCGGACAACGCGGACUACGUGACGAGCCGGUUCGAGGUUACGCCGCUAAUGUCCACCUAUCUGCUGGCGUUCGCCGUGAGCGACUUUACGAUCCGUACCGCCGACCGGCAGACGGUUUACGCGCGCCCCAACGUGUUUGAGGAGACGGCCUAUCCGCUCGAGGCGGGCAACCGGAUACUGGACGCGCUGAGCGAUUAUAUGGACAUUUCGUACUACGACUAUAUGCCGAAGAUGACGCAAAUUGCCAUCCCCGAUCGUGGCACCGGUGCGAUGGAAAACUGGGGUCUGGUCGCGUAUGGUGAGCCCGUCCUGCUGUUCAACCCGGCCAUAAACACGUAUCGCAACAGGAAAAGCGUUACGACCAUCAUCGCCCACGAGUACGCGCACCAGUGGUUCGGCAAUCUGGUCAGCCCGCACUGGUGGGAGUACAUCUGGCUGAACGAAGGGUUCGCCACGCUGUACGAGUACUAUGCCGCCCAGCUAGCGUACCCGGAGGGCGAGUACUGGGAGCUGUUCACGGUCGAGGUCAUCCACAGCGCGUUCGGUGCGGAUGCGAGCGAAACCGUCCGCCCGAUGAACUGGAACGCGGCCACGCCGAGCGAAAUUGCCGCCCUGUUCGAUACGGUCGCGUACGACAAGUCGGGCAGCGUGCUGAACAUGUUCCGUGCGGUGCUGGGCGACCCGGUCUGGCGCUACGGCCUGAAGACGUACAUGUCCGCCCGCCAGCUCGAUGGUGCGACGGCGGACCAUCUGUACGGCGGUUUGCAGGAGGCGCUGGUUUCGCUGGCACCCACGCUGCUGCCGGCCACCGUCACCGUGCGCCAGCUGAUGGACUCGUGGACGUCCGAGCCGGGCUUCCCGGUGUUGACAGUGUACCGCACGUACGGCGAGCAGCAGGAAGCGAUCCUCUCCCAGGAGCGGUUCCUCUCGAGCAAGCGGCUCCCGAGCGGGCACGUGUACUACGUGCCGUACGAUUUUACCGGCGGUCAUGCGCCCGAUUUCGAACCGACCCCGGCAGGGUACCGUUGGCUGGCCGCGAAGGCGGACAAGAUCGCCACCGGCGUACCGAACGAUCAGUGGAUCAUCUUCAACCGCCAGCAGAACGGUUACUAUCGCGUUAACUACGAUGCCCACAAUUGGGAGCUGCUGAUCGAAGCGCUACACAACGAUCCGGCCCAGAUCCACCACCGUAACCGGGCGCAGCUCGUGAACGAUGCCUACAAUUUGGCCCGCGCGGAGUGGCUUGAUUUUGCCGUGCCGCUCCGGCUGAUGAGCUAUCUGCGCAGGGAAACGCAAUACGCACCGUGGACAGCGGCGGGCAGUGCGCUUACCUAUCUGUACAACAAGCUGCGCGGUACGGCACACUACCCCCACUUCCAGGUGUACGCCAAUCAUCUCCUGCUCGACAUCUAUCCUACGCUGGCGAUCGAUAGUGUUGCUGCGCAAGAGACGCUGCUGCAGCUCUAUCUCAAGCAGUUCAUCACCACCUGGGCCUGUCGCGUCGGGCACGGUGAUUGUCUGGCGAAAACGAAGCAAGCGCUCGCCGCGGCCUACCAGGCCAGGACGCCGGUGCAUCCCGACAUUGCGACCGCCGUGUACUGUAACGGGCUGGUCGACGCCUCCGACGAAAUCUUCGUCUGGGUGUACGAGCAGUUUAAGAGCUCGCGCAACCAAGCGCACCGCACCGUGCUGAUCGAUGCGCUGGCAUGCUCGCGCCAGCCCGCCCAGCUCGAAUCCUUCCUCACGACGGCACUCGGCAGUGGGGCCGAAUUUGACGCGCUGCUCGCCACGGAGCGCACGCGUAUCGUAUCCGCCGUGUACGGUGCAAGCCGCGAAGGUGUCGAUGCGGUGCUCGACUUCCUCAUGGUACCGUCGCGGGUGACGGAGUUUGUGCAGCGGUUGGGCCAGUCGGCACUGAACAGUGCGGUGUCCAACAUUGCCUCCCGGACGAACAAUCAGCCGGAGCUGGACCGUUUGAAUGCGCUGCUGGUCAGCCUGGGUUCGCAGAUCCCUGAAUCGGUCGCCACCAGUGCCCGCAGUACGGUGCAGAACAAUUUCAACUGGUUCAACACUCUGGAGGGUUUGGUAGUGGUAGAGUUCUUGGAGCAGAUGGCCACCACCCCCCAGGAGCAGUGAAGCACGGAUUUUAUUUAAAAACAUGAACACUUUUUCCUAAGCAAUAAAAAAGCCUCUUGCCAAAACCCA
Messenger RNA from Anopheles merus, 3051 nucleotides. Its product is annotated as aminopeptidase N-like. Bases 112 to 2982 code for a protein of 956 amino acids. NCBI's taxonomy places the organism in Eukaryota, Metazoa, Arthropoda, Insecta, Diptera, Culicidae. The record is from RefSeq and is a predicted model, not a curated record. The transcript is spliced from 2 exons. Gene Ontology annotation, cellular component: cytoplasm. Gene Ontology annotation, molecular function: peptide binding; zinc ion binding; metalloaminopeptidase activity. Gene Ontology annotation, biological process: peptide catabolic process; proteolysis.